Messenger RNA from Salarias fasciatus (jewelled blenny), 1438 nucleotides. RefSeq names its product serpin peptidase inhibitor, clade F (alpha-2 antiplasmin, pigment epithelium derived factor), member 1 (gene serpinf1). Gene Ontology annotation, biological process: negative regulation of angiogenesis; negative regulation of endopeptidase activity. Bases 214 to 1428 code for a protein of 404 amino acids. NCBI's taxonomy places the organism in Eukaryota, Metazoa, Chordata, Actinopteri, Blenniiformes, Blenniidae. The transcript is spliced from 8 exons. Gene Ontology annotation, molecular function: serine-type endopeptidase inhibitor activity. The record is from RefSeq and is a predicted model, not a curated record.
UCUGACGCCCUGUGACGUCACGCGCGCGCACCGGCUCGCGCACGUUCCAACGCAGCACUUCUGCUGCGGCGCGCGCGCCACCUGGCGCUCUGCGGGCAGCGCGUGCGCGCGGAUUCAGGAGGCGUGCAGGGGCCGAGGGCUCUCCUCUCCUCUCCUUCAUCAUCUUCGUCUUCUUCGGCAGGCAGAGCGACGUGGACCGUCUCAGCUCGGAGGAUGAUGCGAAUCACUUUGCUUCUGCAUUUUGGACUCCUGCUGAGCUUCUGUCAGGCUCAGUCGGAGACGGGCGGCGAUGAGGCGGCCGAGGAGGAGCAUGUGGAGCUCUUCACCACGCCCACCGCCAAGAUGGGCGCCGCCACCUCCGACUUCGGCUACAACCUUUUCCGUGCGCUGGCGAGCCGCGACGCCUCCACCAACGUCUUCCUGUCCCCGCUCAGCGUGUCCGCGGCUCUCACCCAGCUGUCCAUGGGAACAUCGGAGAGCGCCGAGCGGCAGCUGCACCGCGCCCUGCGCUACCACACUCUGCAGGACCCCCAGCUCCACAACACCCUCAAAGACCUGCUGGCCUCGGUCCGCACGGCCGGGAAAGGCCUGAGUGCCGCCGCUCGCAUUUACCUCGCCAAACGACUCCGUCUGAAGCAGGACUUCUUCUCGCUGGUGGAGCAGCAAUACGGCGUUCGUCCCAAGCAGCUGAUGGGCGGAGCCAGAGACAUGAAAGACAUCAACGACUGGGUUUCCCAGGAGACCGGCGGGAAGGUACAGCGCUUACUGGCCAAGCCCCUCCCCCGAAACUCAGGCGUGAACACUGUGAGCGCCGCCUACUUUAAAGGAAAGUGGGCGACUCGCUUCAGCCAGAGCGGUGCGCUUGAAAACUUCCAGGUGGACGGAGGGAUGCCAGUCCGCGUUCCCAUGAUGCAACAGGACAACUACCCGGUGAAGAUGGGCGCAGACUCAGACCUGAGCUGCACGAUCGCUCAGAUCCAGAUGCAGGACGACGUCAGCAUGUUCAUCUUCCUGCCCGAUGACGUGAGCGCCAACACCACCCUGCUGGAGGAGAGUCUGACCGCCGAGUUCGUGCAGGACCUCUCCAUGACGCUGCUUCCUGCCCAGGUGUCCCUCACGCUGCCCGUCCUCAGCUUCAGCUACUCCACAGACGUGAUGCCACUGCUCGGAGAGCUCGGUCUCUCCGAUUGGCUCAACAACCAGGAGCUGGAGAAAAUCUCGCCUCAGCCGGCCAGGCUUGGCAGCAUCAAUCACAAGGUUGUCAUGGAGACAGUGCCGGAGGGAAACCAGUACGCCAGCACCGCCUCGCCGCCGAGUCACCUUGCCUACCGCGUGGACCGACCUUUCCUCUUCCUGAUCCGGGACGAGACGUCGGGGGCGCUGCUCUUCAUCGGCCGGGUGGUCAACCCCAAAGACCUGCGGAUAUAAAAAACAAACA